Messenger RNA from Saccharomyces eubayanus, 465 nucleotides. It is a transcript of the gene DPC13, whose product is annotated as Dpc13p. The coding region runs from base 1 to 465 and encodes 154 amino acids. The record is from RefSeq and is a predicted model, not a curated record. NCBI's taxonomy places the organism in Eukaryota, Fungi, Ascomycota, Saccharomycetes, Saccharomycetales, Saccharomycetaceae. The transcript has a single exon.
AUGUUGAGAGGAUUAUGGAAACAAGGUUUUGGCGUCGCUCGUUCGAUGAAAUUCUCGAAUGGACCCAUCACUAAUUACACCCAGAGUUUGAGGAGAACUUCUCCAGUAUAUGCUAAAAGAAACUAUGCUCAGUCUUGGGACAACAGGCAACCUAACGACAAGAUCGAUGCGCACAUCAAAGUACAAAAACUUAUGGAUGAAAUAAACUCAAAGCCUAACGUUCUGGAGAAACUAGAAGAGGUUAGUAACAUAAUGAUCGAGAAAAAACUUGUUAAUUUAGAUGGGACUUCUGCCACUGAAGAGAACACGAUGAAGCCAUGGCAAAUGAUCAAGAUUCUAAUGGACAAAGAUUUAAGGCAUGCAAUGAAGGAGUUCAAAUCAGAACUGCAAAAAUCUGGCAUUCAAUUAGGACCGGACCAAUUAGGACCAUUAAUGACCGUUUUGGGAUUGGAAAAGAAAAAAUAA